UUUGGGUUUCGGGUUUGAAUGUUGUAAAAGAAGGGAACAAAUUUCGGUUUGGAUUGGAUUCUAAUUUGAAAAACCGAAUUAAUUCGGUUUGGUUUGGUUUGGAUUGGAUCGAAUUUUAAUUCGAUUUGGAUUCGGAUUGAGAUUUCUGAAAUCGAAUUAAUUCGGAUUGGAUUCGGUUUUGACUAUAAUCCAAACCGCAAACCGAACUUUCAUCCCUAGGUACACCGCACAAAGAUCAUCAUCGUCUCUUUUACAAGGCGCGUGUAUAAUAAACCGAUUUCUUUUUCAGAAUUCCUUCUCUGUUAUCUGGAUAUUUCUUUCUCUUUCUUUUUCUUUUUUUUUUCCCUUUAUCUUCAUCCCAUUUCGCCAAUUUCGUUUCGAUUUAAACGAAAUUGAAGCAGCUUCAAUAAUCGGUUUCUGUGGUGGGCAAAUUUAGGUUAUCAUGUCACACCUUCCGGUCGAUAUUUUAAUAAAUAUUUUUCUUAGAUUUCGGGCAAAAUCACUGCUGCGAAUCAAGAGUGUGUGUAAGUUAUGGUAUAAUAUUAUUAAAGAUCCUGAUUUUGUUACUCGCCAUUUUGAACAAUCCAAUUUGCAAAUAGUUUUCAAAAACCCUAUCCUACAUUUGAGUGAUUUUAACACGUUUAAUAAUGUCGUUGAAUUGGAUUAUCCUUUCAAGGAUAUGGAUGUUAUUUAUAAAGAGGGAUCAUUCUAUAAUGGCCUUCGUGUAAUAGGAUCAUGUCGUGGCAUACUUUGCUUAUCCAUGACUUACCAUCCCUACACCAUUAUCUUUUACAACCCUACCACGCAAACUCACAAAAUCCUUCCGUUUUUGCCCCUUAAGUCUCCCUUUAAAGACAAUUGGAACCUUGGGUUUGGCUAUGAUCCCGUAUCCAAGGACUUCAAGUGUGUGAGUAUAUUACAGUGGAAAUCUUCUGAAGGUAAUUUCAUGAGUCAAGCUAUGGUUUAUAGCUUGAAAGCUGAUUCUUGGAGACGAGGGGCUCAUGAUGUUCCGUACUAUGAUAGUCACUUUAGGUAUUGUGUUGACUUUAAAGGAGCUUUGCACUGGCCGGUUGAUGGUGAUAAAAUACUAGUCAGUCCUAUAGUUUGCUUUAAUCUUAAUGAUGAAAGUUUUAGCUCCUUGCCAUUGCCCAACUAUGAUAUAGAGUUCUACGUGCGUGUGCACAUUGGAGUGCUUGAUGAUUGCUUGAGUCUAAUGCUCAACGAUUUUAAUUAUUGUGAUGUGUGGGUUAUGAAAGAGUAUGGCAUAUCCUCGUCUUGGACUAAGCUGUUUAGAGUUUCAAAGCAUAAUAUAGUUAAGGAUUUGAUGCCUAUUUCUUUCUAUAAAGAAAGGAAGAUAUUGUUGGCAAACUUCCUCCUCUACAAUGUUGCUUGUGUGAAUUUGCAAACUUUGGAGAUAACAAAUUUUGAACUCCCUGGUUUCGGUCGAAUAUGGAAUGUGUAUGUAUGCCCGGAGAACCUUCUUUCGUUCAAGGAUGUUGAAGAUGGUCUUGUAGGGACACGGAAACUAAGAAGAAAGAACGCCGAAAGGCUAAGAUUUAUGAGAAAAGCACAAAGGUCUUUACAACACUUUGCUUCUAUUCUGCAACAAUAUGAUGAGCCGAAUCCCUGAUCUAAUUUUGAGUCUUGACCCAUGUCAUAUUGCUAUGCUCAAUUAAGUGAACGGAUUAAAGGACAACACUAUAGUUUAUAUUAGUUUGUCGUGUUCGUUAUUUGUAAUGAUUUCAUUUGGAACGAGCUCAUAUGAGACUAUGUUUUUUCAACAAUAUACUUGAGUUGCAAUGUUAUCUUCCAUUUAUAAGAACCUUGAAGAUGCAACAAGCUAACAAGGUACGUACAUAUACUGCCUCUUCAGGUACAAUAGUAUCUCCAGUGAGCACUUUACCUUGUUACCGUGCCUCAAGUUGUGCCUGUCUAGGAGACGAGUAAGCCAUGGUUGAAAUAUUAGUGAGCGGUGGUGGUUUCAAGAUAAUGAAACACAUUAAUUAAAAAAUUUUUAAGCAAUAGGCACAUCAUGGUAUCAUUCUUUUUAUCUCAAAAUUAUAUUCGUCGUAAUUGAGUCUGGGCUAUCUCUUUAUUUC
Molecule: messenger RNA, 2099 nt
Organism: Chenopodium quinoa (quinoa)
Lineage: Eukaryota; Viridiplantae; Streptophyta; Magnoliopsida; Caryophyllales; Amaranthaceae
Product: F-box protein CPR30-like
Exons: 3
Coding region: 443-1630 (395 amino acids)
Molecular function (GO): protein binding
Source: RefSeq, a predicted model, not a curated record